Messenger RNA from Hypanus sabinus (Atlantic stingray), 1458 nucleotides. It is a transcript of the gene gcm2, whose product is annotated as glial cells missing transcription factor 2. Gene Ontology annotation, molecular function: RNA polymerase II cis-regulatory region sequence-specific DNA binding; DNA-binding transcription activator activity, RNA polymerase II-specific. Gene Ontology annotation, biological process: gliogenesis; regulation of transcription by RNA polymerase II. Gene Ontology annotation, cellular component: nucleus. The record is from RefSeq and is a predicted model, not a curated record. The transcript has 5 exons. Lineage: Eukaryota; Metazoa; Chordata; Chondrichthyes; Myliobatiformes; Dasyatidae. The coding region runs from base 1 to 1458 and encodes 485 amino acids.
AUGUCCACGGGAGACCAAUACGAAGAUGCUGACUGCGUGUGUUCCAAUGGAAUGAAAAUCGCUUGGGACAUUAACGAUCCCAAACUGCCUCAGGAUGUGAAGCAAUUUGACACGUUUCAGGAAUGGACGGAUGGUUACGUGAGAUAUAUUUAUGUGGCCGACGAUAAAAAUGCGCAGAGGCACCUGAGUGGCUGGGCGAUGAGAAACACCAACAACCACAACUGCCAGAUCCUGAAGAAGUCUUGCCUGGGAGUGGUGAUUUGCUCCAGUAACUGUACACUCCCCGGCGGGGGCAAACUGCAACUCAGGCCCGCGAUUUGCGACAAGGCUCGCCAGAAGCAGCAGAAGAAAAUGUGUCCGAACUGUAACUCAGGAUUGGAGUUGGUUCCAUGUCGAGGUCACAGUGGCUAUCCAGUAACUAACUUUUGGAGACUUGAUGCCAAAGCCAUAUUUUUCCAGGCCAAAGGAGUUCAUGACCAUCCAAGACCAGAGAGUAAAUCAGAAACAGAAGCAAGGAGAAGUGCUGUUAAAAGAAGACUUACCUCUCCACAUUACACACAUAAGAAGAGGCACAUGGAAUCAGAGAUGGGUCGAUACCAUGAUGGGGGUGGCCCCUUCAACAGCCUCCACCACUUGCCUUGCAUGGAAGCUCCAGAUAGAUAUGGCAUUAUAGCAGAACCAAACUUUUCCAUUCCAACGCACCACUACUCCCAUUUUCAAAAUACAGAGCCUUACAAGUCGAGUUAUGAUCCCAGCAACAACAUGGGAGAGAUGACUUCACCACUUCAGAAGGUCUGCAAUCCAAGGAUCUAUAUGCCUCGAGGUUCAUGUGGCUAUGAUUUUGCUGUGCCUGGUUACAUGGGUUCUAGCACUUAUCCAGCUCUUUACAAAGAUACUGGUAAUAUACAGCCUGAGGUUGACUCAGGAAAGAUGUGCAUGCAGCUUAAUGGAUCUCAGCAGGGCUCUUUGAAUGUUCAUGAUCGGAACUUAGAUGUGCCAAAUAAACAUCAUGGAUGGAAGCAAAUAUUGAAAGGAUAUGGGAACGACUGUGGACACAUCACACCCAAUUCCAGUCAUUAUUACAAUGGGGAAUACCCUUGCAGAUUAGCUGGUUCUGGAUCUACUCCUCCAGCUUUACAAACUAUCAUAACCACAACUACCAAGGUCUCCUAUCAAACUUACAAACCUAUGAGCAAGUUUGGUGAUAACAUCUGUGAUGCUAAAAAUCUUCCAAACUGCAACCAUUUGGCAGAAAUCAUGCCUCCUUCCAUAUAUCCUGAGACAAAAUUCCAAGAGGACAAUGGUGUGAUCAAGUCAUCCCUAGUCUAUCAACAGGAAGGAACGUCUAAAACAGACCGGUCUGAAGGGCUGGAAAACUACAGAUAUGGAAGUUGUCCCACAAAUUCCUACCCUGAUCGAUUAGUUCAUUCCUUCAGAUAUGAGACUGGAGAAUACUAA